Hypoxylon trugodes is the source of this 2435-nucleotide messenger RNA. RefSeq names its product fungal-specific transcription factor domain-containing protein. Bases 372 to 2087 code for a protein of 571 amino acids. Gene Ontology annotation, cellular component: nucleus. The record is from RefSeq and is a predicted model, not a curated record. The transcript is spliced from 6 exons. Lineage: Eukaryota; Fungi; Ascomycota; Sordariomycetes; Xylariales; Hypoxylaceae. Gene Ontology annotation, molecular function: DNA-binding transcription factor activity, RNA polymerase II-specific; zinc ion binding; DNA binding. Gene Ontology annotation, biological process: regulation of DNA-templated transcription; DNA-templated transcription.
GUCUAAUAAAAAUUCACCUACCGCGAUAGACCUGCCUAGCCAGUGGCGCAGUGUAUGCGAGCUGAUUGUUGUUUAUCUAUAAAGCCUUCCGAUGCGCAAGUUUACGUUAAGACAUAUUAUACAGUUUGUAUUAGGUCUACUAACAUUGACCAAGUAACAAAGCCUGGGCUCCGAGUGGCGUUGCCUGACGUUGUUCUUGGCCUUAGAUAAUGCCUACUUCUAUUCCAACUUCUCUCACCAUACACUGUUGUCGCAGUCUGAAGUUCUUGCAGCCGAUUUUGCACCAUCAACAAAACCAACACUAUAUUAAGUUAUGAGAUAUAUUAGAAAUACCCUUCGAUAUACUUAGUUCGUAAAUUAUACUAAGCAAUAUGUAUGGACGAGCCGAGCCACGUCAGCAGCCUGGUUACGCUUGUGAAGAAUGCCGUAAGAAAAAGCUUCGAUGCGACAGGCAACGGCCGCAAUGCGGUGCGUGUGCAAACGCCCAAAUUUCAUGCGAAGUCAACGACCGCCGUGCACCUCGUGGUCCCAAGAAGGGAAGCAUAGGCGCACUUCGAAAUCGUAUCAUGGCACUUGAGCGUCGUCUAUCCUCGUCACAAACAGAUGAUAACUUGGCUAGUGAAGGGCAUGAAUUCGGGUUACAAACCGAACCUCCAGCAAGAGAAAAUGUCACGACACAAUUUUCAGUACCAAAUUGGGAUAUGCCGCAUCAUGAACCACCGAAUGCACCAAUAUCUCUUCCAUGGGGGCCGCCGGAGACCUCUCCUCAUUCUCCGUUGGUGUUCUCCGACAUCCCGAUCUUACCUGCCGCCGCAGCGCCUUAUCCGUCGCCGAAACAGAGUCCUGAUUCAAUCAGCGAGGCCUUCGUACCGGACCUCACAAAAGCAGAGUUGAUACAGCUUUAUUUCGACCGCGUUCAUCCAAUCGUCCCAAUAUUGAAUAAAUCGAAAGCCUUCAAGUGGAUAAGUGAAGCGAACAAUAUAAGCGAGCCCCAGCAGUGCCUAUUACAUGCUAUGUGGACUUCCGCCACGGCGUUCUCGAGCCAGCUUGGCAGUUUUCAGGAUACUAUAUACGCCAAAACUCGAUAUAUGCUCGACCAGCUAGAUUCAAGUGGCAACGACCCCCUAGUAUGCCACAUUGAGCACAUCCAAGCGUGGAUACUGAUUACGUUCUACGAGUUCGCUAGGACAAACUACCGUCGUGGGUGGCUCAGUGCGGGAAGAGUCUUCCGUCUCGUGCAAUUCUCAAGGCUUUACGACCUUGAUAGUCCAAAGCCUUUAGCAUCAGACAGCGAGAAUGAUCCAAUCCUAUUGGAGGAGAAGAGGCGCACAUUCUGGGUGGCUUAUUGCCUGGACCGGUUUAUCAGCGUGAGUGAGGGGGCACCUAUGACAUUAAAUGAAGAAGUGGUUUGUACUCGCCUCCCAUGUAUAGACGGCGAUUUCCAGAGGGGGCUUGUACCACAAGAAUCCUUUUUGGGAGAAGCCAUGUCAUCUGCGGAUACGAGGCCCUAUGCUCCGUUAGCCGAAUGCGUCAUACUGGUCACAAUAUGCAGUCGAGCACUCUCGCAUAAGCAAAUCUAUACGAUAGAAACAUUGUAUAGCAACAUGCCUCUCGACUUUUCCUCGAGAUACAAUUGGCUAGAUGGCAUGCUGACGCGCCGACUUAACAAUCUGCAAGCCAACUAUCCUUCAUUCUCUGUUGCGGAAGACGCCAUGAUCAUCUUCGCAUACACAAUUGCACAUUCCGCUGUCAUAUACUUAUGUCGUAUUAUUGAGACACUUUCGAGAAAUGACCAAGAUCAGUCCCUCGUAUGGCAGUUUCAAGCACGGGGCCUCUGGGCAGCCCAGGAGAUUUCCCGACUCGCCAAAGAACACGACCAUUUUGGGUUUUUCAAAGCCCACACUUUUAUGCCAUUUACCAUCUACCUGAGUGCGGCUAGGCUUUCGAAGCACUUAGCUGCACAAAAAUGCGAGCUAGGAACCAAAGAUGUUAAGGAUGUAGAGAAGUCAUUCCGCACCUCUAUCGAGUCGUUGCAGAAGCUUCAAUCGGUGAAUAACCUUGCUAACUACUACUUACACCUCCUAUAGAAGGUAUGCAUGGCUGCGAGAUGUCGCGAUAUACAACGAUUUACAAACGGGAAUCUGGCGCUUCACUUUACUGCUCUAUUAUGAUCGAAGGGUCGCGACCUAAUAAACUUACGUUGAGAAAUAGAAACGAACACAUUCGAAACAUUCAACAUCAUGUCGCCCGUAGUUCUCAGGUUGGGUUCAUAGAAGGAGGUUCAAUUGUUUAAAGAGGUGUUCGGUCCUUUGGUUCCGCUACGUUGUUUUAUGGUUUUAGAAAAUGGUGAGAGAGUCAGCGGAAGCCCGAGGGCGCGAUUAUACAGACUCUACUAGGUGUAGAAAAUACUACUAGCAUGUUUUAUCUUUAAGAAA